UAUGCAACAAUCUGAAUUUGAAUCACUAUAUAAUGAAGAAAUAGAAUUCAGAGAUCUUAGAUAUAAAGAACUUAAAGAUGAAAAGACUCAAUAAGAAUAAUAACAUUUUAAUUUAUUUAGAAAUAUUGAAAAUAAUCAAUUCAAAGCAGGUUAAGAAUUAGAAACUCUUUAUGAAAAAAAAAUAUUGAUUGAAAAUGAAAAAUAUUUAUAAUUAGAAUAAGUAUUAAUUGAAGAAAGAUAGAAAUAUAAGUAGAAUCUUAAAGAAUUAGAAUUUGAUUGUUCUAAAUAAAUUAAAGAGAUUAAAUAGAAAUUUCAAUCUGAUUUUAAAUUACCUUAUGAUACUAUUUAUUCUAAUAAAAAUGAUAUUAAAACAUUACAAAAUAAUAAUCAAUCCAUUAUUUCAGAUGAUGAAAUAUUAAAUGAUUAUAUAGAAAGUACUAAAUAAAAAUUUAAAUAAAAGAUUGAAGAAUUAUAAAAAGAAAUCUAAACAAAAGAUAAGUAAUUGAUUAUUUAUAAAUCUGAUAAAAAUAAUUUUUUUAAGGAAAUAGAUAUAGUUAAAUAAUUAUUGGAAUCGGAAAAAUAAAAGUAAAAAGAUUAAGAAAAAUAUAUAUAAGAAUUAUAAAGUUAAAAUAAAGAAUUAAUGGAUAAAAUUAAUUUACAUGAAUAAGAAUUAUCUCAUUGUAAUGAAUAGAUUAAAUAAUAUUAAAAAUAUAUAGGAGGAUUAUAAAAAUCUAAAUUAGUGCUUAGUUAUAAAACUUAUGAAAUGUAAACUGAAAUGGAACCAAAAGAAAAAAAAUUUAGAGAAUUACUUGAAAGUAUACCAAAAUUAGAAGAUGAAAUAAAUGAAUUAUCUACUAAAUUAAAGAAUUAUGAAGAAAAAGAUAAGAAAAUGACUACUUAAAUUAAAUUAAUGAAUGAAGAAAUUGAUAAAAUUAAAUAGAAUUGGAAAAAGUCUCAGGAUUUAUUCAAAAAAAUAACAAUGGAUAUUUAUAAUUGUUAUCAUGAAAAGAAAGAAAAAGUAACGAUCUCUAUUUAAAAUAGGAAUGGGUGGAUUUUAUGAAAUAAAUGUAUUAAAAAUACAUAAGCAAAAAUGAAAAGAAUGAUGAUCUAAGAAAUCCAGAAAAUUUAACAGAAUAAGAUAAAAAGGCUUAAAUAUCGAUUAAAUUAUUUAUCAAAGAUAUUACUUCUAUGAUUCAUGAAUUUAGAGAAUCUGUAUAUAAUAUUAAUUUAAUUAGGAUUGGCCUUAACAAUUAAAAUAACUCUAUCAAAAGCAUUUUACUGGUGAAAUAAAUAAUGAAUUAUGCAGAUAAAAUUAAUUCUUAGUCAAAUCAUCUUAAGAGAAUGAUAAAAAAUUUUAAAAAUUACUAUUAUGGAGAGAUUAAGAAAUCUAUUUAAAAACUUAAGAAAACAUGCAUCUUUUAACACAUUUGAAUUAAGUUUUAGAAAGAAAAAAGAGUUUAGAGAUUAAAUUAGCUAAAUAAAUAUCAUAAUAUGAAUCCUUAGUUAAAACACAAAGUAGAGCAAAUUCUAUGUAAUAGUGCGAAUAGAGACGCAAAAGUCAUUAACAUGAAGUAUCUUAUUAAGUUUAUACAAGAAAGAAUAGCUCAAUUUUUUAAGAAGAAGCCAAUCUAUAACCAUUAAAUUAAUCAAUAGAUUUAGUUAAUGGCUAUAUUACAAAUAAAUUUUAAAAGAAAGGUAAGUUAAUUAAAGGUUAAAAUUAUAACAAAUAGAAGUUAUGUAGAUUUGAAUAACAUCGUCAUUCUGAUUUAAUUACUUAAAAUGAAGGGUUAUAAACAAGAAAUUAAUUAUUGGAACAAUAAAUGAAAAUUUUGAAAUCUAAAUUGAUUGAAGUUGGUCUUGAUGAUGAAAUUACAUAAACUAAUACCUAAAGACCAUAUAGCUAAAAAGUAAAGAGAACAUGA
Molecule: messenger RNA, 1922 nt
Organism: Paramecium sonneborni
Lineage: Eukaryota; Ciliophora; Oligohymenophorea; Peniculida; Parameciidae
Source: the annotation of a GenBank genome assembly